CUGCUGACGCUUGCCACGAGGCGGCUACGUGGAGCAGAAAUCAUGGAUGUCGGUGAGCUCGAGAAACGUCUGACGUUCGGAACUGAUUUUAUCUACUUCCCAUUCAUCAAGUUCAACCGUUUAUUCAUAGACUGACGAAGGCUUCAAAGCUCCAACGAUGAAGCUUGUUCAUAAGUUCAUCGAAAAGGACGGAAGCGGGAAUGUCACCCUCAUUCCCGAAGAGGCUGAGGACAUGUGGCACGCCUACAACUUGAUGUCCCAGGGCGACAGCCUCAAGGCUUCUACAAUCAGAAAGGUCACCACAGAGUCGGCAACCGGCAGUACCGGAAGCAAUAGAGUUCGGACUACCCUCGUCAUCUGCAUUGAGAGCAUUGAUUUUGACACACAGGCAUGUGUGCUCCGUGUCAAGGGCCGCAACAUUGCGGAAAACCAGUACGUCAAGAUGGGUGCUUACCAUACAUUGGACUUGGAAAUGAACAGAAAGUUCACUCUCGCCAAACAACACUGGGACAGUGUGCAUUUAGAGAGGCUCGACAUGGCAUGCGAUGUCACUCAACAUGCUGACCUGGCAGCAGUGGUGAUGCAAGAGGGACUGGCCCAUGUCUGCCUCGUCACGUCUUCCAUGACACUGGUGCGGGCAAAGAUUGACGUCAGCAUCCCUCGCAAACGAAAGGGAAGCUGCUCACAGCAUGACAAGGGUUUGCAGAGAUUUUAUGAAGCUGUGAUGCAAGCAAUUUUGCGGCAUGUGAACUUUGAUGUUGUCAAGUGUGUAUUGGUUGCCAGUCCCGGCUUUGUCAAAAGCUGGACCAACUGACUGGGGUGGCAGCCAUCCUGAGGUACCCAAUGCCCGAGCUUGAGGACGAAGAGCUGAGCUCUGACGAAGAGUCCUGAAAGGAAGCUUCACCCUGCAUAGCGUCUUCUAAUUUAACUCGACUGUUUCAGUGUACAUACAGUGUAUAUGAUAAAGCAAAGGGCAUGGACGUCACUAGAGAUUGUUACGGAAUGUGCGCACGAGGUGUCUUGUGCCUCGAGUAAACACUGUUAUCGAAUAU
This is a messenger RNA of Rhipicephalus sanguineus (brown dog tick), 1052 nucleotides long. It is a transcript of the gene pelo, whose product is annotated as protein pelota. Gene Ontology annotation, cellular component: cytoplasm. The record is from RefSeq and is a predicted model, not a curated record. NCBI's taxonomy places the organism in Eukaryota, Metazoa, Arthropoda, Arachnida, Ixodida, Ixodidae. Gene Ontology annotation, biological process: nonfunctional rRNA decay; nuclear-transcribed mRNA catabolic process, no-go decay; RNA surveillance.